AUGGCAAGAUCAAGUUGUACGAAGCUGCAAUGUCCACAUGCACUCACUGCCAAGGUUCUAGCCUGCCUCCAUGAGCAUGAUGCACAAUUUGAGCUCGUCCCUAUCAGUCUUCUCAAUGGUGAACAUAAGCAGCAUGCUUUCCUUACCAAGAAUCCCUUUGGUCAGAUUCCUGCAUUAGAAGAUGGGCGUAAAAUUGUAUCAGAAUCUAGAGCAAUUUCAACCUAUGCAGUGCUGGAUGUGUACGAGAAGAGGCUGAGCAACAGCAAAUACCUAGACCGUGAUUUUUAUAGCUUGGCAGAUCUUCACCGCCUCACUUACAUAUACUAUUUGAUCCUCGUGUUCAAGCAUGGUGGGAAGUUAUUUCUUCAGGGCUGA
Messenger RNA from Gossypium arboreum, 375 nucleotides. RefSeq names its product glutathione S-transferase APIC-like. Gene Ontology annotation, cellular component: cytoplasm. Bases 1 to 375 code for a protein of 124 amino acids. Gene Ontology annotation, molecular function: glutathione binding; glutathione transferase activity. Lineage: Eukaryota; Viridiplantae; Streptophyta; Magnoliopsida; Malvales; Malvaceae. The record is from RefSeq and is a predicted model, not a curated record. The transcript has 5 exons.